GGAAGCUAGAGGACCGGUCUCCAUGGAAACCGCGCACUCAGGAAGUGAAUCUUGAAAUGCGCCGAGAUUUAUAAGCUUUCCAGCAUUAGGAUGCAAGAAGCCUGUGGAAACAGGAAUCUUCCAUGAAGAUGCAAGUUUGGAAUUAACAAUCGAGGUGUAGUAAACCCAAAGGGCAGUGCUGGGAUGUCCCGCGCAGUGAUCGCACCCCUACAGGUGGGGGCCACCGCCCCAGAGGCCCUCUCGGUGCUGCAGCAGCGUCUGCAGGCUGCAGAGGACCAGGCGGAGGCCCUGAUCAAGGAUGUGGGCUCCCUGGGGGUGCCCCGCGAGCAGCUCCUGGCCCCCUCCGAGCCGCCGCCGCGGCCGCCCCUCAGCCCCCUCCAGGCCCGGGCCGCGUUCGGCGGGGGCGGCGCCAUGCUGUGGCGCAGCUACGAGGACCUGGUGAGCCGCGCGUGCCGCAUGGAGAGCCUCCUCCAGACGCUGAAGCUCACCGUCUUCCGGCUGGAGACCGACCGCCAGCUCAACCCCGCGCACUCCGCCCACCUUGCAGAGCAGCUGGCCGCGCUGCAGCAGGAGCAGGCCGAGGAGCGGCGGGCAGCACGGCGGGAGCUGGUGCGGGUCAGGGAGCAGCUGCGCCAGGCCCGCCAGGACCGGGAGGCCACUCUGGAGGAGGCCCGCAGGCUGGGGGAUGCCCUGGAGGUUGCCACGGCCACCAAGAUGGAUGUUGCCCUUGCCGCUGAGGAGCUGAAGGAGAUCAAGGCACAGAUGAGCGAGAGACUGCUGGAGCUGAAGGAGGAGCUCUCACGGGAGGUGUCCCUGCGCACUGCUAUGGAGGAAUCUCAUGGUGCAUUGCUGCAGAGGGUGCAGGGGAUGGAGAAGGUGGUGGAGGUGGAGAGAGCCCAGGUGGAGGUGCUGCAGCAGGACUGCCGCGCGCUGCAGACAGAUGUGCAGGAAGCCAGGCAGCAGCUGGAGAAGGAAGCAGGCCGAGCUCAGGAGCUGGAGGGACAGUGCCAGAGUCUCAGGGAUCAGGCAGCUGCCAAAGAAUUACUUGUUACAGAAAUGACCGAAGACCUCAAAAGUACCCGCCUGGCUCUGCAGAAACAGCAGGAGGAGAACAGUCACCUUCAGCAGGAGAGCAGCAGUCUGAGGAGUGCCGCAAACAGAGUGCAGUCUCUGAAUGAGCAGCUGGAGUGCCAGUGUGCAGAACUCGGUGCAGCCCUGCGCUCGCUCACAGUAGAGAACGCCCGGCUCAUCACUGAGCAUCAGGCCAGUUUGCAGGUGGAGAAGGAGCGUAUGGCCCAGAAGCUGCAGGAGCAGGACUUACUGCUGGAUGCGGCCCGACGAAACAUCCAGGGCGAGCUGCAGGCGGCGCUCUCUGACAGGCUGCAGCUACAGAAAGAGCUCGAGGCUCUGCGCGCAGACCAUGCCAAACUCCAGCAGAGUUCCACUGUCGCCCAGGAGACAGCUGUCACUCAGAAGGAGCUGCUGGAUCGUACAGUUGAAAGGCUGCGGGGGGAGCUGGGCACAACCAUUCAGGAAAGAGACGCAGCCAGGAAAGAGAGGAACAGUGUACAGACUGAGCUGCAGAGUGCCAUGAGGAGGCUGGAGGAGGAGAAGGCCUCUUUGGAGACGGAGCUGACGGAGACCAAGCUUGAGGUGGGGUCUCUAAGCUCUGCCUUGCAGAAACAGGAAGAGGAGAACCAGAGCCUCAUGGGAAGGCUGGUGGCCAUGGAACACCAGCAGCAUGCUCAGCAGCAGGUGGAGCAGAUGCUGGCCGAACUGACGGACAGCAAGAACAAGUUGGCCUAUGACAAGGGCAAGCUGCAGGCCAGGGUGGAGCAACUGCAGGAAGAACUGCUAGCAGUGGGGAAUGCCAAGGCAGACUGUGCCCAUCAACGCAAGCUGUGCACUGCGCUGGAGAACAAGUACAGUCAGGUCACCAAUGAGCUGAACUCCUUGAAGAUCAGCUAUCAGAGGCUAGAGGCCCAGCUCACUCAGGCUCAUGCAGCUCUGGAGAGGAAGGAGUCCGAUUUUGCCCUGGCAAUCUCUGUGCGGGACGAGGCUUUGCAAGAUGCCCAGGCACUGCGGGGACAGCUGGAGGAGCUGGAGGAGCAGCACAGGAACAGGGUGGGGCUGCUGGAGAGGCAGCUGGGGGCGUGCCGGCAGGACGGGGGCAGGGUGGCAGAGACGCUGGAGAACAUGCUGGCCUCCCACGCCCGGCUGCAGCAGAGUGCCGAGACGCUGCAGACCGAGCUGGGCAGUCGCGAUGCAGAACUCACGGCACUGCGGGCGGAGAGGGUACAGGGACAGCAGGAGCUCCAGUGGCUUCAGGAGGAAGUGGAGCGUCUCCAGGGUAGACUGGCCACAGCAAAGGCACAGCAGCAUGGCACCAAGGUAGAACCACUGUGUAAGGCUCUGGAGGUGGCCAGAGGGGACAACAAGAAGCUCGCACAAAGUUUGGAACAGGCUCUGCAGGUCAAGAGCACCUUGCAGGACAAGCUGAGCCGAGCCUUGGAACAGCUGAAGAGCACAGAGACACAACAUCAAGAUCUGCUCACAAAGAGGGAGGAGGAGUUGAGACAGUGCCGUGAGGAGGUGUGUCGGCUCACAGACAGUGUGGACUCUCUGAAACAGCAACUGAAGAAGGAGAGAGAGGCGGGCAGGAGGGCUGGGCAGAAAGAUGCUGCUGAGCUGAAGAAGGCUCUAGAAGAGGCAUCUUCCUGGUCAGCAGAUCUGUCCCUUGCCAAUCGGGAGCUGAGAGAGAAGGUGAAUGAGUUGGAGAAAGUGGUGGCAAAUCAGAAGGCCAAGAUCAAAGGUCAGAGGGCACAGCUGAAGAAGCACAUGGAGAGCCAAGCCAACAGCACACAGAGAGUGAAGGAAAUGGAAAGCGAGCUGAGAGAACUGCAGAGCAUGAAGGAGGAGUACCAAAAGAAAAAUUAUGAGCAGGGUCAGUUGGUUCAACAGUUCUGGACAGAGACGGCCUCGCUCCAGCAGGAGCUGCAGUGUCUGUCCUCCGGCCAGCAGGAGGCAGUGCGCUUGGGGGAGGAGCUGGAGAGAGAGCAGGAGCUGCGGCAGAAGCUGGAGGAUCGCUGCGAGAGGCUGGAGCAGAGAGUGAGGCAGCUGAAGCAGGCAAGGGAGACAGCAGAGCAAAGACUGAAGGAUGCCAGCCUGGAGUCACAGCAAAUUUCUGACAACCUGGAGGAGGCUCACUGCUGGUUCCAGUCAAAGUUUGAGAGUCUGCAGAGGGAACUGGACAGGGGGGAAUCAUUGUCUAGUGAUCAGUGUUCCCAGGGGAGGACUAAAAAGAGUGUUCCCACACCAUGUAGACAAACUACAAAGGUGCACACCAAUACCAGAUCUAUGGGCAAGCCUGGGGUCCGUAGUGCUGAUUCUGUAUAGCUCUCAGAAGGCCAGCAGCACAACCAAAUGUGCUCUUGCCAGACAGAUAAAGAAGAGGUUGAGCUAAUCAGAAGGAGGCAAGACCCAGGAGACAAUCCACUGUGUCUGAAGCCCGGCAUCAUGAGAAUGAGAUUUGUAACAUCAGAACACAUGCUGUUAUUGCAAUAUCUGAACGAUUUAACUUCUCCUUAUACUGUAUAUAUAUAUAUUGACACAGCAAAACGAGUUUUUGUAAGAGUGAUCAUUUAUAUAAAAGUAUUUUAAUAAAUGUUUGAUUUGGAUAUUUAA
Lepisosteus oculatus (spotted gar) is the source of this 3684-nucleotide messenger RNA. It is a transcript of the gene ccdc150, whose product is annotated as coiled-coil domain containing 150. The record is from RefSeq and is a predicted model, not a curated record. NCBI's taxonomy places the organism in Eukaryota, Metazoa, Chordata, Actinopteri, Semionotiformes, Lepisosteidae.